GACUGGACACCCCCCCACGCUGAAGAACACCAAAUUUCCAACUGCGACCUUUCCUUCCGUCCCCACAUAUCUUACCGUUUUUCGUCUCUUUUCCUCCGAAACCUCCCAUUCCCUAAAACCCCACACCGACCACACGGCGGAGAUCUUUCGUCGGAAUCCAUGGCCUCCGCAUUAGCAAGAAACGGACUCCUAGAAACCCAGUGGCACCACCAUCCCAUACACAGCAUAUGGAGGAGUAGUUUGAGACGCUCCAUACCCGACCCAGUUACAGCCCCCAACAAUAUUGGUAACCACCUCCAUCACCCCAAAAGCUUUUCCCGUUUUACACACUCUACUUUCCGCAAGGCGAAGGAGCCUGAGUUUUCCGCUCCUAGAAUGCUAUCUUCUCGUUUCUCUUCGAGGGCAUCAUCGUCUCCCCAGAAAUCCGGGUUGGUGGGGUGGUACUUGGGCAUGCUCAAGGCCCGACCCAUUUCCACCAAAAGCAUCACCUCCGCUCUCAUUUACACCGCGGCCGAUGUAUCCUCCCAGACGAUUGUAGGGGAGAGUUCAGAGCAGUAUGAUCUGAUUAGAACUCUGCGGAUGGCUGGAUAUGGAAUGUUGAUAUUAGGGCCUUCAGUGCAUUAUUGGUACAAUUUUAUGUCGACAGUUUUCCCUAAGCGUGAUCUUUUAUCGACGCUUAAGAAAAUGGCGUUGGGGCAGACUUUGUAUGGGCCUACCAUGACUGUUAUAUUCUUCUCUGUGAAUGCUGCUCUGCAAGGUGAAAGUGGUUCAGAGAUUAUUGCAAGAUUGAAACGUGAUUUGCUCCCUACAAUGAUUAAUGGCAUUAUGUACUGGCCACUUUGCGAUUUUGUGACAUUCAAAUUCAUCCCUGUUCAUCUACAGCCACUGGUAGUCAACUCAUUUUCGUACCUAUGGACGGUUUACAUAACUUACAUGGCGGGCUUAACAAAAGUUGGUGCCAGUUGAGGAGCUAUUGUUCGCUGAUGGCAUAUGACUGCCAAUCCUGUAUUGAUUCCCCAGCUUGUCUCGGUGGGAAGCGGAAUGGAUCUGCAAAGCAAACUCACUAAAUCCCUUGCAAGCUACCAUGUAGUGCUUGUGCCAAAAGCAGGAGCAAUAUGCUAAGGAGUCCUCAUUUCUUUAAGCAGAGUAGUCAAUAGUAAUGAUCUCCGAGUUCUUUACAGAAACUAGUGAUAGAGAUUAUGAAGUCGCUGGUUUCUGUUCCUCAAGGGCAGCAGUAGUUCUUGAUGAUACUAGUUUAUUUUGUCAUCCAACUAGAGGCAAAUUUGUGCUCCAGGAGAGCUAUUUCUUGUAUAUACUGACUCUACUCAUUAGUAGUAACCACCUUGAAUUAGCUAUUCUGCUUUCUUGAGUGUAGCUAAAUCGUAUACUGACAUUUGCCCGGAUUGCAGCAGAUUGUGUUCGCUCCCCAGUAUUGAUGAAGUAAUUGUUUCUCAAAAUCAUGAAUUAGACCUUUUUCAGUCAUUUUCUUUGCACGAUAAUUGUCAAAUAGCUACCUUCCGAUUUAGGAGCUAAAGGGGAGGCCUCAGCUAACAAAAUGAGCGACGCACGAAAGUUCCUUUGAUCUGUUCCCAAGAUUGUGAAAACUAAAGAAUGCCAAUCCAAAAGCAACUGACAUUUUGAUAUGUGGUGGCAAAAUCAGACCCCCACUAGUUGCAGCAUAACCUAAAUGAUGAGGGUGUUCAGCCAAAAUGUACUCUGGUUCUUGAAUUUACAGAAACGUGGGUAUCGGCCUUUCAGACUCGCAGGAAUCUGCAGCAGCUUCUACAAGCAAUAUCUACUAAAACUAUGUAAGCCAUCUAAGGUGCUCCACAAAGCAAUUCCUAUAAGUAAAAACAAAUAAUCUGAUAUUCAUAAUGUUAUGAGAUCAGAUUUCUCUUUGUACUCUUUUUUUCCUUUUUUCUUCCCCUUUUGUAACCGAAGGUUAAGUAGCAUAAUAUUCUUACAACCACAAAGUGGUCAAGACAUAGAAUGCUUCUUCUCAUUGUGAAACCAACAUAUAGUACAUAGCAAUUUGAAAAAUUAUAUCAAACUCUAAAGGCAACAAAGUGCUAACACUAUCAAAUGUGUAAAAUUGCUUGUAUAAAUCUUCCCCUUCCUAGCAGUGAAUGCAGUUGACAUCUAUCUACAUGCAGCCAGGUACCUUGAUUUCCUGCACUGUUCACGAAUCAUGACUUAUUCUUCGGGAAUUCCAGUGGAUACCAUGUUAGAACUAGAAGUGAAUGUUCAGAGCAGGUCGUGACAUCAUUUGUUCACUGAGUUACUUCCAAAUUGUGCCGUUUACUCCCCUAAGGCGUAGUGGCAGAUCUUCUCAAGCUGUAUCGACCAAUCUUCCCCAAGUAUACAAGGAUUUGACUCCA
This is a messenger RNA of Sesamum indicum (sesame), 2378 nucleotides long. Its product is annotated as protein sym-1. Lineage: Eukaryota; Viridiplantae; Streptophyta; Magnoliopsida; Lamiales; Pedaliaceae. Gene Ontology annotation, cellular component: membrane; cytoplasm. The record is from RefSeq and is a predicted model, not a curated record.